AUGGAUCACGGCUCGAUGAACAUGGCCACCACCACCGCCGCCAUGGCUGCCACAGGCACCAUGAGCAUGCCCGCAGCCACUAGCAGCAAGGCCGCCAUGUCCAUGGGAGGCAGCGGUUGCAAGAUUUCUAUGCUCUGGAACUACAACACUAUUGGAUCUUGCUUCAUCAGCAGCUCCUGGAAGAUCACCUCCAACGGCAUGUUCGCCGGCUCCCUUAUCGGCGUCAUCCUUCUCGUCAUCCUCCUCGAGGCAUUGCGCCGCGCCGUCAAGGAGUACGACCGAUACCUCAUCCGCACCCACAAGGCCCGCUACGCCGAUGCCGGCGCCGCCUCCCCGAGCUCCGCCAGCGCCGACGACCACGCCAAGGGCCCUUCGUCCUCCGCCGCCGCCGUCCGCUCCAACGUCGUCCCGCCCUUUCGUCCCAACGUCUUCCAGCAGGCCGUCCGUGCCCUUAUCCACGUCUGCCAGUUCGCUGUCGCCUACUUUGUCAUGCUUCUCGCCAUGUACUACAAUGGCUACAUGAUCAUUUGCAUCUUCAUCGGCUCCUACAUUGGCGCAUUCCUCUUCCAGUGGGAGACCCUGUUUGACGAGCCCACUUCCGCCGCCAGAGAGGCCACCGUCUGCUGCGGUUGA
This is a messenger RNA of Colletotrichum higginsianum IMI 349063, 633 nucleotides long. Its product is annotated as Copper transporter ctr4. The transcript is spliced from 4 exons. Gene Ontology annotation, cellular component: membrane. Gene Ontology annotation, molecular function: copper ion transmembrane transporter activity. Bases 1 to 633 code for a protein of 210 amino acids. Gene Ontology annotation, biological process: copper ion transmembrane transport. The record is from RefSeq and is a predicted model, not a curated record. NCBI's taxonomy places the organism in Eukaryota, Fungi, Ascomycota, Sordariomycetes, Glomerellales, Glomerellaceae.